Molecule: messenger RNA, 5598 nt
Organism: Pomacea canaliculata
Lineage: Eukaryota; Metazoa; Mollusca; Gastropoda; Architaenioglossa; Ampullariidae
Product: zinc finger CCHC domain-containing protein 24-like
Exons: 4
Coding region: 362-1105 (247 amino acids)
Molecular function (GO): zinc ion binding; nucleic acid binding
Source: RefSeq, a predicted model, not a curated record
GUCACGAGCAAGCCAUGCAGCAAGGAGGGCCAAGUCAGCUUCCUUCUGCCUAGCAUUGCCAGACCAUUUUCUUUUCCAGUGGCGAGUGCACUUGAGCUACUUUUGCCCCGUUCGAGGUAUUGAGAGGUCUUUCAGACGACCCUAAGACACAACAAUCCAAAGAAGAAACCAAAAAAAGAGAGCACCGAACUUUAUCUAACGAAACUCAAGACUUGACCCCAACACUAAGAACUCCCCCCACCCGUUCCGUGAACUCCCCCCAAUCUCGACACUUGACCUCACCAAAGUCGUCACCAAAACCUUCGGUCGUCUUUUCGUUCGGCGUCACAGUGGCCCUCGUCGUCGUCCGCCGUCCUCCACCAUGUCGUCGCUGUCCAACCUGGACACGAGCGCUUCGGUGUACCAGCCAGCCCAGCUGCUGAACCUCUUCUACCUGACGCUGGCCGAGCAGCAAGGUGUUGGAGGGUCCGGCAACAUAAACAACCACACGCCUAGUGGAUUCCCCAACGACCUGUCCUUGUGGACUCCUGGCGGUCAGCUGACGAGCUCGGGCACCCUCAACAAUGUCAACAGUCUCCUCAAGAACCAGAACCUGCUUGCCGAGACCUGGGCCACUUCCCCCACCCUGGGAAACCUCUCAUCCAACCCCUUUCAAAGCUCUCAGCCCCUGAACACCACUUCGCCGCUGGGCAGCCUGCAGGACCUGGCGGAGCACUUCAGUGACCUGACUCUGUCCAUGGAACGCAAGCCAGGCAAGCGGCCACCCAGUUCCUACCUCUGCCACCUCUGCUUCAACAAGGGCCACUACAUCAAGGACUGUCCACAGGCUCGCCCCAAGGGAGAGGGGCUGACGCCGUACCAGGGCAAGAAGCGAUGUUUUGGCGAGUAUAAGUGUCCCAAGUGCAAACGCAAGUGGAUGAGUGGCAACAGCUGGGCCAACAUGGGGCAAGAGUGCAUCAAGUGCCACAUCAUGGUGUACCCGCACAAACAGCGUCCACUGGAAAAGCCAGAUGGUCUGGAUGUCUCUGACCAAAGUAAAGUCCACCCACAGCACCUGUGUGAGAAGUGCAAGAUGCUGGGCUACUACUGCCGCCGGAUGAACUGAGCAUUCCGCAUGAUGCCUCCAUCGACACAAUCGCCUCUUAACCAAGACAACAAAGUCUUUUGUUGUUUUUUUUUUUUAAACAAAAUAAUUUCGACUUCCUGAUAAUUCUAGCAGCAUAAUUACAGGGGCAAAGGGCAAUUUACAGUAUUAUAACCAACCACACCUAUUUAAGGGUUCCCGGAGUCCCCUUAUUGUCAUUAAAUGUAGUGGAAGUAUCUGGCGACAAUGUCAAAGACAAUGGAAUCACCAUCUCAAGAUAUCUCUCUGUUAAAGGGCGUUUGUGUCUGGAGGUUUCAUGUUUGGUUUGCUCAUUUUCCUGUAUAGUCGCCAAUCUUUCGAUUGAUGUACUCCACGUGUGUGCCUACAGUUUCUGGUGCUACUCUUUGUCGCUUUGAGUCGAUCUUUAUGCUCUAUGAUGUUCUUUUCCAUUGCGAUAGAAAAGCUUCCCAGAGUGAAAGAAUGUCUACUCGUUGUAUUUUUUCUCUGAAAUUAAGUUCUCUCGCUUUUUUUAUUGCUAAGCGCGAAUGGACCUUUGAUGUGCUAACAGUCUGUGUGACGACCGCACUUGCUUGCAGAAUUUUGUUUCAUUUUUAUUUUAUUUUAUCCCACUAUGAAGACUUCCACACAAAUGUGCACAAAUCAACACUAAUAUGUGCACAAUGCAACGGUUUUCACGGUGCACUACGGGACAUAUUCUCAACUGUGCACAACUAACACUACAACGCACAUCAUGACUGAGGUAAUGAUGAUGUCGACACUGGUUGAUGGCCCGAGGGUCGCAUUCAGUGUCGAGCAAAAAAAGAGAGAGGGAUACAUGUAUUCAACUGGAAGCAGUUUGUAAAGAUAUGUCUAGGAGACACUGUUUUGAUAGUCUGGGCAAAUCAGUGUGUCCUCGACAACGAAUUAUCAUAAUGUUGGAUGCGACUUGUGAUAUUUUAUGGGACUGGAGCCCAAAGGUGUUUUAUUUCCAGAAUAUACCAAACUCGACAUUCACAAGACGGACCAGCAUCUAGUGUACAAAAUGGCCAUGCAUGUGGAAAAAGAAAUUACACAAAAAAGGCAAGAGACUUCAGUGCGAUCACUUGUAAAAGAAAUGUUUUUACACGAAAGAGAAGCAAAACACAAACUUAAUCAUUGUAAAAUGUGUUAACACAUGUUUUCUAUGUUUAAAAGAAAGUUUGACCAUCCUCAUGAAAAAGAAUUGUUUCCUAGGAAAUCACCACACAUCCGAGCGAUGGUAUGAAGAAGUGUUCGUGUCUACAUCGUGAUUGUAUGUACACCAUAAUGUCUUUAGCGGAGGAAGACCAUUCGUGGCCAUUUUGUACGCAUGCUCGCGUGGGAAAUAGUCCUACGAGGGACUCGGACUUAACUUCGUAACUUGGUGCAGAGCAGGCUCAUGUGUACAUUUUGAAGGGACGGUUACAGUAACUCUCUAUAAUGUUGAUUCGUGGACAGAUUCAAUUCUUGUUUCUUUGUAUAUAUUUGCAGCAUUCUGCUUUGCUGAAAGCAAACUGGCUGAAUUUUUUUUGUAUAAAUUUGCUUCCGAAAUGAGUAUUCUUCCCUUCCAGAGGAUGGUAACAUUCUAAACAAUCAAAAUAUUCCAGAACUCUGGUGGGCCAAGUUCCCGUUUGUUGCUGCUCACUCGGUGGAUAUUUGUAUCUAUGAUAUAUCGCAGAGAGUAGAGGAAGAGUUGAAAAAGUUAUCUGAAGAGAUUUGUCUACAGCUCUGAGCGAUGGUAUGGAGGAGUGUGUGUGUCGAGAUCGUGGUUUUAUGUCUGCUGACGAAUUCAACGAAAACUGAAACUCUAUCUCCUCUAUCUCUCGCAGAGACUUCGCACUGCUCCGGGCUUGUAGACUCACAGCUCCACUCAACUUCGCGGGCCGACUGUUUGCAAUAUUUAUUUUUUAAAGUGCAAUCUCUUUGACCAUGUUUUUUCUUGUUGACAGUUCUUUAUUGUAGUGUCUUGGAUAGAGCGCUCUUGUUUUAUUUCGCAGCCUGUCACUCCCACUGCUUCUCCAUAUUGUUCUUUUUUUUUUUUUGUCUGAACCCAAAGCCAGCUGCUGUUACUGCGCCGAAGCGACGAGGCACAGUGAAAGAUUCUCAGCAGUAUCCGUGGCAACGCAAAAUGUACACUGAGAAGUCGCGAGGGACACAGCGCAUGCGCGUGGGGGACUUCCGGGCCGCGGGUCGCGGCGCCCACGCUGCCUCCAUCUCACUCUGUUCCGUCUUGUCACGUGCUCUCGGAGCACACAGAACAUGAACUGGAGAACUUGACGACGCAGAGUCCCUGUCUUAUUAUUAUUAUUAUUUUAAUUGAUCGAUUGAUUCCCCCCUUCCAAUGCUCCCAGUCCGUGUUCGUUAGUGUGAUCAGAAUGAAAGUCAGUCGUUUAAGAGAUUAUUCCUUUUUUCUUGCCUCUGAAUGAAUGCCAUGAGACUGUGUGCAAGUGGUCGCAUGCGAGUUCCAAGUAUCUGCCUACGUUUUCUGAAGUAUCUGAACUUUGAUGUGUUUCGUGGAACCCUUCAAAUGCCUUCAGUCCUUUGGAAGGCUUCGUAUUAUUACACACUUCAAGAUAAAUUCACGACUCACAAAAGUGAUCUUGCUGAUGUAGCUACAGAUUUAUAUUCAAAGUAUUUUAACGAAACAAUUUUUUAAAAGCAAAACUAUUGCAGAAGAAAUAUAUAUAUGUGGCAGCUGUAAUUAUGAAAUUUUCAAAGAUUUUUUUUUAUACCAAGACAUUUUAAAGUUGUCUCAUUUUGAAGACAAGCUUUGUGGUUGUUUUUUUAAACAAUCCUCUUACACGAUUGCUAUCAACAAAUGGAAUAUUGGUAGUGGAUGUUUAUACAUCACAGGCAUAACUGUAUAGUUGUCAACGUAUUUAUUCUAUGGCUCAAGUAGAUUGUAAAAAGUUCAAGGAAACCUCUAACUUAUUGCUCUUUACUCAGGACUCCUGCAGGGCAGGCGGCAGGAAGUUAGUUGCAGACGAGCUUUUGUACCCCUUCCCCCGCCAUGCAAGUGUGCUGCCCCCUCUCCGUGUGCACCACUUCUCUCCCCUUCACCUCUGAAAGCAAUCUUUUAAGAAGUUGUUCCGGAACGAAAGAGAAGAGCGAGAGAGUGACAGAGCGAUUUCCUUGCAGGUCUGGUGCUCGUAGACGGGCGUGCACUCCCUUCUCGCAUGUAGGCGAAACGAUUUCCAGAAACAUCUUUGGAACUUCAGAGUCUUCUCUGAUUUAUUCGGUGCGUGGGUUGAAAUAUCCUGAUAUCCUAAAGCUUAAUAUUUUUAAGCUUUAGAUGCACAAUUUUUCUUGCAAAUUAAUUGAAAAAUCCUCUUUCCGUUUUUGUUUACUGUUUCUUUUUGUUUUAUUUGGAAAUCUGUCUCCAGCUGUUGCACUGAAAUGCACGUGCUUCGUGUUUGUUUACGAACACGUCACGCGAUUGGUCGGUGCGCCCCUCGUGACGGGACACUGCCGUCCAAUCGCGUGCCAUAGUCUGUGAUCCGAACUUUGACCUCUCGAUGCAGGGUGCACUUAGGUAUCUCAAUACUAUAGUGCGAGAGGAACGAUGUGUCGAUGAUCGAUUCGAUGCAGUUCUCAGUGAUCUGAUCGGAAGUGGGUUUCCUUCUCCGAUGUUGUUGCUUGUGGAUAAUAAUACACGAGAAAAGGUUUGGCAGCUUUUGAUCGUAAUGGCAAACGAUUCCUGCGGUCGAAAUGGCAUGUUGUGUGGAUUUGAACGCUGCCUUUGAAUUGUUGAGGUGGAAAGAAAGAGAACGAGAGAGAGAGAGUUAAGGAAAGAUAGACAGGACAGAAGCUUUAUAUUUGGUCAGAGUCAUCUAUGUGUAAAAUGACUUCAGUUGCAUUUGGUCUUCACUUGUUGCAAACUUACAAAUGUGUAUGUUGCGGUACUUUUGCCAGCAACCGGUAGCUCAAUCUGCCGCUGAUGCUCAGACAAUUGGCGAACACACCAACGAUAGCGAUCGCACCUGGCGACGGACAACACACGUUCAUGCAAUCUUCGAGGUCAAGCAGGCUUGCUGCGCAGCACUUCCGGUGUCGUGAGGGAACUGGUCACGUGGCCCUGCUACACCGGAAUGUUACUGCAAACCUAGGAACCGCGCAUGCUGACUGUCAGGAAACUGAUCUCAAUAGAGUAAAGACAGCAGGGGCUGCAAGCACUGGAUCCCUCCGGCAGCGGCGGUGCUGCGAUCAGGCAAGUGGCUGUAGCUCGAAGACUUGACUAUGCAAACACGGCGACAUCUCGCCGGAAACUAUGCAAAACGGCGAAAACUUUGAUCGCCGGAAACGAUUUAUAUAUGCAAGCGGCGAAAUCUGUUCGCUUGGAACAUAUCACUCAGAUGUGUACAAUGUUCGCACUUUUAACUUUGCCAUGUCAACACGCCGAAAGGAACUGGACAAGUUGUAAUGUUCGAACUUUUUUCUUCCCCCUUUUUUCGCCCUCCCUUGGUGUUAAUAAAGAAAAGACCGAAAUGUGGACAGUA